This is a messenger RNA of Staurois parvus, 387 nucleotides long. NCBI's taxonomy places the organism in Eukaryota, Metazoa, Chordata, Amphibia, Anura, Ranidae. The record is from the annotation of a GenBank genome assembly.
GGUGUGUCCCCCUCAGCCCGUUUCACCGGCCGUCCUGUAUUCCAGGUGCCGGCAUCUUCAGCGUGGGCACCCGGCUGUGAUAGCUUGCGGCUUCACAGCCAGGUACCCACUGCGCAUGUGCGAGUAGCGCUGUGCUUCUUGAAUGGUCCUGUAGUCUUCUGGGACCUGUCACGUGUCCCAAAAGACUACAGGGAGGGAGGGAGGGAGAACACCUUCCGUUUCCGAUCGCCUAGGCCAGGGUGGGAGCAGGUACUUGUCAAAUUCGAGUACCCGCUCCCCCCAAAGGUGCCAAUCCUUAAUCGGGAGCGGGGGAGCAGUCCUUAAAGCAGAACUUCCCCUUUUGGGUUAUGUUAAUUUUAGGGCACAAAACGCAAUAAAUUAUCCAUU